CUUCAUGAAAUUUUACUAUAAAUAGAGGCAUCAUGCUUUACAACAAAACUAAUUAAUCAAUAAACUAUAGAAGUGUCAUAAUAGAGAGUGAGUGAUGGCAAUAGCUUUACAUGCCUUCUUUCUUCAACUGAUACUCUUCUUCUUUGCUUCUCUUGCAGAGGCAAACAACCCGCGAAAGAUAUAUCUUGUGCAGAUGAAAGUUGGAGGGCAUCGAUAUGGGUCAAGUUCCGGUCACAAGGAACUACUCGGGGAAGUUCUUGACGACAAUAGCACCGUAGCAAAUGCACUUAUCUACAGCUAUAGUGAGAGCUUCACGGGUUUCUCGGCAAGCCUCACACAAAAUGAACGUCAAAAGUUAAAGAGGAGGAGAGAAGUAUUACAAGUGUCACGUAGCAGAAACUUAAAGCUUCACACGACAAGAUCGUGGGACUUUAUGAAUCUAACAUUAGCAGCUAAGCGAAAUCCCCUGGCUGAGAGUGAUUUGGUGGUAGCUGUUAUUGACUCUGGCAUUUGGCCAUACUCUGAGCUCUUCAGUAGCGACAGUCCUCCUCCUCUGGCUUGGCAAAACAAAUGUGAAAACAUCACUUGCAACAACAAGAUCGUUGGAGCUCGAUCAUACUACUUGGAAAAAGAGCAUUACAAUGUAACUGAAGAGAAGUCGGUCAUUGACGUGACGGGCCACGGCACGCACGUUGCCUCCAUCGUUGCAGGCAAGGAAAUCGAAAAGGCAAGCUACUUUGGUCUAGCUGAAGGAACGAUGAGAGGCGGUGUUCCCAAUGCAAAGAUCGCAGUUUAUAAAACCUGUUGGAAAAUACUAAAGGAAGGUAAAGAGGUUUCAUAUUGUCCAGAACAUAAAGCCUUGGAGGCAAUAGAGGAUGCAAUCAAGGACAAGGUCGACAUCAUCUCCUAUUCUCAAGGGUUGCCUAAACCAAUCCCCAUACACAAAGAUUGUGUCUCGUGGGCGUUCUUGAGAGCACUUGAAAAAGGAAUUUUGACUUCAACCGUGGCCGGGAACUCAGGCAUGAAUCCCUACGCUAUCAUCAACGGCGCACCUUGGGUCAUGACCGUUGCAGCUAGCUUGAAAGAUAGAUUUUUCAUGACGGAGUUAGAGCUGGAAGAAGAAGAUGAUUCAAUAUUUGUAUACAACACAAUCAACACCUUCCAGACACAAGAUUCUUUCUACCCACUUUUGGAUGAAACAUCACCCGAUGAAUCAACAAGAAAACGUGCACUCGUUGCUGAGAGUAAAGAUUCUGCAAUCACAUUGAACCAUAGGAACGGCACAACAAAAGACGUUUUCUUCAACUUUUCACAAACAAUCUUGGACAAAGCGAUUGAAGAGAGAGUACAAGGUGCGGUCGUUUGGGGUAAUUUUAGCGAAAAUUAUGCGUUGGGAAAGCUACAGUUUCCUAUCGCUUCCAUAUUUCUGGACAAAGAAAAAGGAAGUGAUCUACGGGAGGACUUGGCAAAACCUGAAAGCAAACAUUCAGUCAAAAUCCACAAGACGGUGGAAAUUCCACCAGAAGAGGGGCUGGAACCAACUGUUGCUGACAUGUCUUCGAGAGGUCCUAAUUGCGAUAGAUUCCUAGAAAACAUUCUCAAGCCUGAUUUAGCUGCUCCAGGGGUAGACAUCAUAGCGGGUUGGCCCGAGAAUGUGAAUCUUUUGCCAACAGGGACAAAUGACUACCGACAUCUCAGGUUCAAUAUAUUGUCAGGAACUUCCAUGGCUUGCCCUCAUGCCACUGGACUUGCCUUGUACCUCAAGUCAUUCUACCCUUCUUGGUCUCCAUCCGCUAUUAAAUCCGCUCUAAUGACCACUUCCACGGAAAUGGCACAGUCGGGCAAUGAAUUUGACUACGGGGUAGGACGUUUAAACGCUACAAAAGUCCUAGACCCCGGUUUGAUCUACGAGACAAGACACCAGGACUACAUAGAUUACAUGUGCAAACAAGGCUACAACACCCAAAUGCUAAGAUCACACGUUGGAAGCCACGAGAUUGAUUGCUCCGGGACCAAGUUAGACCUAAGCGCAGACCUCAACUAUCCAACCAGGACGGCCCGAGUCGACAUCAACACCAAGUUCACCAAAGUCUUCUACAGAACGGUCACCAACGUUGGCGCCCCAAACUCCACUUACCUCGGAGAGAUUAAGUUCCAAGAUGAGAAAAACUUUGAGGCUGAGAUCACUGUGGAGCCUAAACGGCUACAUUUUGACAAGUUGGGAGAUACCAGGAUUUUUACGGUCAACGUCACCGGAGAAUCGAAGCCGAAUAUGUAUUACAAGAAGUCGUUUAUGACAUACAACACGUGGCUCACGUGGACGGAGAUGGAUGGUUCUCGCCAAGUCAGGAGUCCCAUUGUCAUAUACUCUAUAACGAAGAGCUCCCACGCUUGCCGUAAAUUCCACAAGAACUAAUUCAAGCUGCCACUCUUCUAUAAAAAAGUGAAAUUAUAUAAUAUAACAAUCUACUUAGUUACAAUAAGACUGGACUCUUGAAUCUCGAUCAAUACUAACUUAUCUCUAUAAUAUUAUUUAAAAUA
Messenger RNA from Raphanus sativus (radish), 2541 nucleotides. Its product is annotated as subtilisin-like protease SBT4.1. Bases 95 to 2416 code for a protein of 773 amino acids. Lineage: Eukaryota; Viridiplantae; Streptophyta; Magnoliopsida; Brassicales; Brassicaceae. The record is from RefSeq and is a predicted model, not a curated record. The transcript has 10 exons. Gene Ontology annotation, biological process: proteolysis. Gene Ontology annotation, molecular function: serine-type endopeptidase activity.